Ostertagia ostertagi is the source of this 291-nucleotide messenger RNA. The record is from the annotation of a GenBank genome assembly. Lineage: Eukaryota; Metazoa; Nematoda; Chromadorea; Rhabditida; Trichostrongylidae.
AUGGAUCGCAUUAAGGAGGUUAUCAAUAGCAAAAUGAUUGACUUUCGCAAAAAAUUGAGAGAAAAGAUACUGCAGUCGCUUCACCUGUCGAAGGAGCAAAGAAAUGAGCUUGUAGAAAGACUGAAGAUGUUGAAAAGAAAAACUAUUGAUAAAGUUCUACCGACAGGAGACUCAAUUGAGGAGAUCAACGUAUGGAGCAAAAUUGCAGACAACACUAUUCCAGGGAGAUAUAGUUCUCACAAAGGAACAACAAAAACAAGUUAUCGCAGACAUUCUCGGCACCCGUUCUAA